AAGCCUUGAAGUGUGUAAAAAAUAUACGUUGACUCGAAAACCAAGCGAAAAUCAAAUAAAAGGCUAAAAGUGUUAAAUCCUAUUAAAUUAAACACUAGUAAAGUUAUAAAUAUGGCUGGUGAAGUGGUUGUGGACGCCUUACCUUAUAUAGAUCAAGGGUACGAUGAUCCAGGCGUCAGAGAAGCGGCACUGGCAAUGGUUGAAGAGGAAUGCAGGCGAUAUCGUCCGACGAAGAAUUACCUAGAAAAUGCAGGUCCUGACCCUAGCAGUGCCUUCGAGACCCAAGCUAUUCAGAGAGAAAUGGAACGUGUACAACAGAGACUUCCUAUGGAGCCACUGUCUAUGAAAAGAUAUGAGCUCCCACCUCCCCCUGCAGGUAGGCUAGGUGAGCCUGCAGCGUGGGGGGAGUCUGUGGACAACUCCCAUGCGCAGCUCUCUCACCAGGCCACACGCGUGCUGAACCUCGAGCUACAGCUGCAGUAUGGCUCUGAAGCCUGGCGCUCCUACCUCAACACACUACAGGCACUUGUCACUCGCUCCCAGAAUGUACACAGUAAUCUUAGGAAACAGAUAGCAUCAGUGAACUGGGAGCGCAAGCGCUCACAGACGGCGUCGGGGGCGCGGCUACGCGCGCUGCGCCGGCGUUGGGCUCAACUCGUGUCCGACAACUACCGCCUCGAACGCGCCAUCAUGCAGCUCGAGAUACAGCUGCAGAAGGCACAAGGCCAGGUCUCGGCUGAAGAAGGCCCCGACAUGGAAGCCAUCAAGCAGCUGCCAGACAAGCUCAACUCUGAGAAUGAGAAGGAGGUGCAGAAGAAGAUAGAAGACAUGUUCGCCGACUAGACAAUGGGAUGGGCGGCAUCCCCAAGCUGAUGUGACCUACUGAUUUUUCUACUAUGGUGUGUCUGUAUAUGGAAAUAACAACAGGAAAUCUUAACAGAGCAGACUGAUAGAUAAUUAAAUUUACAUUUUGAAAGGAAUUGAUGGAAGUGACGUUAAGGGGUGUUUAACAGUAAAUCUAAUUCUUAUCCUAUCUUGAGUCUUAGAAUGACGGAUAGUAGGAAGUUACUAUGAGAUAUCGGAUGACAGAUAUAGUGCGUAAGCUACCAAUACAAAUAGAUUACGACGCUCUAACUGAUUAUAAUUAUAAUCUUUAUAAUUUUUGUAAAAUAUAUUAAAUUAAGUUUAAAUUGUAUUUUAGACUAUUUGUAAAUAAAUAGAUUAAUGAACUUAA
Molecule: messenger RNA, 1234 nt
Organism: Pectinophora gossypiella (pink bollworm)
Lineage: Eukaryota; Metazoa; Arthropoda; Insecta; Lepidoptera; Gelechiidae
Gene: BCAS2
Product: pre-mRNA-splicing factor SPF27
Exons: 5
Coding region: 112-843 (243 amino acids)
Biological process (GO): mRNA processing
Cellular component (GO): Prp19 complex; catalytic step 2 spliceosome; precatalytic spliceosome
Source: RefSeq, a predicted model, not a curated record